ACUGCAGCCGUCCGGACUCGGGGCGCUCGAGCUAGAGCUUGCCCAGCAUGCCCUCAACGCCGCGGCUUCCUCCACCCAUAUCGAUACCUCUCAGAAAGCAUAGCAUGAGACCUGGAGACAUUGUCAAGUAGCAUUUGACGAUGCACAAGCGGCGCAAUACCAGCACUACCUAUGGGCCCUGCAUGGUGGGCAUCAUGUCCGAAGUAUCAACCGAUCCAGACGAAAAGUGUUGGAUCGCUCAGGCCAAAAACCUGGAAGGUAUAUUUCAUCGACCGGCGACUGCAGCCAUCUCGUGUGCUUGCCAAAUAGCGCCCACACUGGGGGAAUGCUACUGGUGGCCAGAUCCUGCAACACUGACGCUCGCAGGUCUAGACGUGGCAAGAGAGUCUCAUACCGCCAAUCAAACGAUUGGAGCGAAAGUUGCACGUUGUGACCACUCCUCACGCUAUAGCGCUGUCCGCGGCUCUCGCAGCAAACAAGCUGGACAAAUACGGCCCGUGGAUCCGAUCCGUCUCAAUACCUUGCAUUCUGCCGGCGGGGCUGUAAUAUAUCUUAGCCUUGGCUGCCAUCACUUCAAGUCUAAUCCUGUUUCGCAUCGACAAACGAUUGGAACGGUAAAGUACGUAGCGGACCGGGGCAGUCUUGACAGCUGCAAUGAAGAUCCCAUGUGGCACCAACUUAGCAUUUGCCCUGCACCCACCCAUGCUCUGAGCGAUCUGGAUCGUAUCUGGUGGCAUACCAUCUCUCUCAAGCUUGAACAUCGUAACAGGCCACCAUCUUGGUGUUACAAUCCGCAGUUUUCGUUACGCGAUGACAACACAUGCUCCCUUCCCAAGGAACGGCAAUAUGCAGCUGGUCUUUGCGACUGGCCCUCGCAAUACGCUAUGGUUUUCCGCUAAGUGCUAGUACGGACUACUGUAUAUUACAGGUCGUCAUUCGUGACGGAUCUUCCGGACGGGCAGCAGCCUCUUGCGAGCCGUCCGAAAAUGCAUGCUGGGGCGAGGUGUUUCAUCCAUCC
Molecule: messenger RNA, 1018 nt
Organism: Baudoinia panamericana UAMH 10762
Lineage: Eukaryota; Fungi; Ascomycota; Dothideomycetes; Mycosphaerellales; Teratosphaeriaceae
Exons: 1
Coding region: 141-899 (252 amino acids)
Source: RefSeq, a predicted model, not a curated record